AAUACAAAUACUGUUCUGUUAUAUAUAUCCGCUUUUGAUGCAAGCUGAGUUAUACUGAAAUAUAUAAUUUGGACUUUAAAUCCCUUUUUGUCGUUUAUAAACAACGAGUAUGAUUAAUCUUAUUUCUGCGUAUGUUUGGUGUAGCACAUUUCUUUUGAUACGGGCGAAUGGUGACGGAAUUUGUUCAAAGGGAAUCAAUGUAGACGGUUCACCAGAAUGCUGUGUAAAUUUCUACAAUGUUGGAAACGAGUGUAGAGAGUGUCCCCCUGGAUAUUACGGAGAUAAUUGUUCCAGUCCAUGUCCGACACCACAAUAUGGAAUGAGAUGCUCUCUGAAAUGUGACAAUUGUUCAAACUGUAAUCACAUAUAUGGAUGUGGAGACGCUAGAGAGUCGGAGACAAAUACAGUGGACCAUUUGAUGUCCCCAGAGUCUACGGUGAAAGUUACAGAAAAUGGAACGCGUGGAGGAAAUGGUAACGAGACGUCUGAAUUUCACUUCAAUGUUAUUUUUACAGCAAUCGUAAUAACAUCCGGGACACUAAUAUCCUUGGUGCUAAUACUAAUAGUUAUAGGAGACUUAUACAGGCACAAGAAAUUUUCAGAUCUUAGGAAUGCAAAUAAAUUGCCGUGUAGAACGCAUGAAGUAGACGACACUUACACAGAAAUUAAUGAGUUCAUGCCUAAUGUAGUUUUACCCGAGGAUAACGAGAUUACAGGUUCAAAGGAAUGUAUCAGUAAUGGACAUCCACCUUUCACUGAGAUAGAAGAAACCGGAUGUGAAGAAUAUGUUUUAUAGCACUAUGUGUAAAGAGAAAGUUAUUUCAAAGGAUAAAACCAGACAGGUUAAUAAUGUAAACAGUGUUUGAAAUAGCAAAGAGAGGAACAAGGAGGAAUCGUAUUUUGACUUACAAAGUAUCACAAGCACUGUGAACUGUUUUGGACUGAAGGAUAUGAAUAACAGUUUUGAUAUCUUUUAUGCUGCUGACGUUUAUGUAAAUGACAAAACUGAAAUUACGUACUUUUAAUAUUGCAUGGGAAUUAAAUCAUGUUUAAAUAUUUUAACAAGUCUACGAAAUGAUUUAAACUUUAGCGCACAU
Ostrea edulis (European flat oyster) is the source of this 1097-nucleotide messenger RNA. RefSeq lists its product as uncharacterized. NCBI's taxonomy places the organism in Eukaryota, Metazoa, Mollusca, Bivalvia, Ostreida, Ostreidae. The transcript has 4 exons. The coding region runs from base 110 to 796 and encodes 228 amino acids. The record is from RefSeq and is a predicted model, not a curated record.